This is a messenger RNA of Caenorhabditis briggsae, 645 nucleotides long. The transcript has 3 exons. Lineage: Eukaryota; Metazoa; Nematoda; Chromadorea; Rhabditida; Rhabditidae. The record is from RefSeq and is a predicted model, not a curated record. The coding region runs from base 1 to 645 and encodes 214 amino acids.
AUGAGAGGCUUCAAAUUCGUUCUCCUUUUCACCGCACUGGUGGUGACUUCUUUCGCUGCUCCACACCAUGGAGGACCAGUCUCCAAGAGACCACCACCACCUCCACCACCACCGAAAGGAACUGGAAGUCCUCCACCUCCUCCACCACCACCAUCUGAUGAGCCUCAAGAGGUAAAACUCACAUUCCGUUAUGUUCGAACCACGUACGUUUCACAGAUAGUUGCUGGUAUCUCGUCUCGUCGUCCACCACCACCUCCACCACCACGUGGAACCGGAACUCCAUCACCACCGCCAUCCGAGGAACCAAGAGAUCUUGUAGAAGGAAAUGCAUCCCGUCGUCCACCACCACCUCCACCACCACCGAAGGCAACUGGAAGCCCUCCACCUCCACCACCACCACCAUCUGAUGAACCUCAAGAGGUAGUUGCUGGUGGCGCAUCUCGCCGUCCACCACCUCCGCCACCACGUGGAACCGGAACUCCACCACCACCACCAACCGGAGUACCAGAAGAGUUAAACGAGGCCAACCACGCUUCUCGUCGUCCGCCACCACCUCCACCACCACCGAAGGGAACUGGAGGCCCUCCACCUCCUCCACCACCACCAUCUGAUGAACCACAAGAGGUAAAGUGCACAAUUCGUUAA